Alnus glutinosa is the source of this 1201-nucleotide messenger RNA. RefSeq names its product cationic peroxidase 1-like. The coding region runs from base 52 to 1041 and encodes 329 amino acids. Lineage: Eukaryota; Viridiplantae; Streptophyta; Magnoliopsida; Fagales; Betulaceae. The record is from RefSeq and is a predicted model, not a curated record. The transcript has 4 exons. Gene Ontology annotation, molecular function: heme binding; peroxidase activity. Gene Ontology annotation, biological process: response to oxidative stress; hydrogen peroxide catabolic process.
GCACCAAGCCAAAAGCCUUCUUCUUCACAUCACACGAAGUCACAAUUAGUCAUGGGCCUCAUGGCUUCCCAUCGUUCUGCCCCCUCCGUUCACACAACCACAAAAGUGUGCCUUUUAUUCUCAGUACUUCUUGUGGGAAUGACGGGAAUGGCCUCUGCCCAAUUAUCCUCUACUUUCUAUGAUAAAUCCUGUCCUAAAGCCCUUUCCAUCAUUAAAUCAGCUAUUGUCUCUGCUGUGAGUAAAGAGGCACGCAUGGGCGCAUCGUUGCUCCGUCUUCAUUUUCAUGACUGCUUCGUUCAAGGAUGUGAUGCAUCAGUGCUGUUGGACGGCAUCGAUGGAGAGAAAACAGCUUUUCCCAAUAAUAAUUCACUAAGGGGAUUUGAAGUAAUCGACUCCAUCAAAUCUAACCUGGAGAAAGAGUGUCCUGGUGUUGUGUCCUGUGCUGACAUCUUAACCGUCGCUGCAAGAGACUCCGUUGUUGCUCUAGGUGGAGCUACUUGGAUAUGGCAAGUUCUAUUGGGCAGAAGAGACUCUACCACCUCAAAUAAAACUGCUGCUAAUAUUGACCUCCCUAGUCCAUUUCUGGAUCUUAGUGGCCUUAUUAGUUCGUUCGCAAACAAAGGUUUCAUUGCCGAAGAAAUGGUUGCUCUAUCAGGAGCUCACACAAUAGGCCAAGCCAGAUGCAUAGUCUUCCGGGACAGGAUAUACAAUGAAACAAACAUAAAUCCCUCGUUCGCAACAGCACGACAAUCAAACUGUCCAAGGAUUGGAGGUGAUGACAAUCUUGCCCCUCUUGACGCCAUUAGCACAACGUCUUUUGACAAUGCUUACUACACUAAUUUGGUAAGCCAAAAGGGUCUGUUUCACUCUGACCAACAGCUCUUUAAUGGUGGUUCCACCGACUCUCAAGUUAUUGCUUAUAAGCUUAACCCGAUAAGUUUCCAACAAGACUUUAUGAAGGCAAUGAAGAAGAUGGGUAACCUUGGCCUACUUACGGGCACGAGUGGUCAGAUCAGGACAAAUUGCAGGAAAGUCAACUGAGUUAAGGCACUUAUUGGGCUAAACAAUAAGAUUAAGGGGAUCACAAUAAAAUUAAGAUUCUCUGUUGUUAAACUGCCCGAGUGACAGAAUAAGAGCAUAUAUAUGUUUACAUAUUGUGUGCUUUUGAGUAUUAAAUAAUAAGGGCAUUUGUUUUAUGAUA